Messenger RNA from Racocetra fulgida, 633 nucleotides. Lineage: Eukaryota; Fungi; Glomeromycota; Glomeromycetes; Diversisporales; Gigasporaceae. The record is from the annotation of a GenBank genome assembly.
CAUGAUGUCAAUAAUUAUGAUGAUGAGGAAGGCGAUGAAGAGGCUGAAAAAGAAUCAUCUAAAAAACAAAAAUUUAAUGAAGAUGAAAUUGGGGAUUUUAAUAAAUCUCACACAGUUGAGGAUAUCAAAGAACACACAAAUUACCUAGAAUUUAAGGAAGAUGAAAAUGAUCCGAUGGGCUUUUAUGUAAAAUAUCCUAAAAAGAAUUACAUCAUAUCGAGCAAUAAACUUAAGGUUGCAAAUUUAUAUCGUGAAUUUUUUCGAUUAGAAGCCGUUAUUCCCCGUCAAAUAGAUCCUAGUAUUGGAAUUGAAGAAGGAGCUCCGUUUUAUGACCCUAAUUCUGGAGUUAAAAAAUUAAAAUAUUAUGAAAACAUUAAGAAUUAUUUAAGUGAACAAAGCUCAUCCCAAAUUCUUGAUUCUUUUGAUUCUUCAAAAAUUAAUGGUGCUAUUAAUUUAAAAUUGAACCAAGAAGAGCAAACCGCAAAUAAAAUCAAGUUCCUCAAGGGAAAGAAGUAUUACAAUAAUAUUUGUAAAAUUAAAUAUGAUGAAGAAAAGUGUCACCUUGUGAGAACAAGUAAUAAGACUGGUUGUUUUAAUAUUGAUGAAAACAAAUAUAAUGAAAUCCAACAAUAA